Phyllotreta striolata is the source of this 1325-nucleotide messenger RNA. The record is from the annotation of a GenBank genome assembly. Lineage: Eukaryota; Metazoa; Arthropoda; Insecta; Coleoptera; Chrysomelidae.
AAAUAAACAGUGCGGUGCGUCGGAUGCGGAGUAGAGCUGCCUCGACACCAUGCUGAACAAUCUGGGCCCUGUCGGCAUUAAGGAAAUGUGCGGCGAGGACAUAAAGCGGCACCAAGGCGACCUGAAGCUCCUGGACCAGGCGCGCGUCGGCGGCCUCUGCGACGGCGGCCUGUCGGGCAUCGGGAAUUCCCUGAGCAACAGCUCGAACGACGGCGACAAGCCGACCAAGCAGAAGAGGCACCGGACGCGGUUCACGCCCGCCCAGCUCAACGAGCUCGAACGGUGCUUCUCCAAGACGCACUAUCCCGACAUUUUCAUGAGGGAGGAGAUCGCCAUGAGGAUCGGACUGACCGAAUCUAGGGUACAGGUGUGGUUUCAGAAUCGCCGGGCGAAGUGGAAGAAGAGGAAGAAGACCACCAACGUCUUCCGAACUCCCGGUGCUCUUCUGCCGUCCCAUGGGCUCCCACCGUUCGGCGCGAUGGGCGACGGUUUGUGCGGAUCCAGCAUGUUCACCACGUCGGAUUCGCGAUGGGGCGUAGCCGGUAUGGCCACAGGUUUGGGUCAGCUGAGCCAGAGCUCGAUGAGCGGAUUCGGCCAAUCGUUAGGUCAACUAAACCAAAGUUCCGGACUUAGUCCCGCUCUACCAAUUAGUAGUUCUAGUACAGUUUAUCAAGCCCAUUACGGACUGAAUUCGUUAGGUGACAGUAUGAUGACGUACUGCAACAGCGGCGGGGGCGGGAGCGGGAGCGGCGGCGCGGGCGGCUCCCCGACCCCCCAGAUACCGUGUUCGAACGCCGCCACGCCGCCGGGCACGUCGGGCGCCUCCCCCAACGGGGGCGGCGGCGGGGAGGAGGACGACGUCUGGCGCGGCCACAGCAUCGCGGCGUUGCGACGCCGAGCGUCCGAACUCAACGCCACCAUUCCGUCUUAUCUGCAAAUCAACUACGACGCGCACAACAACGCUUCUGUCUAUUAGUUCUGUUCUUGGUUAUUUUUUUUUUUUGAAUUUUUUUCGUUGAAUUUCUGUUGCUGUUUGUCUCCGACGAGUCGUUCUCUAAGUUUGUUAUUUUUUUUUUUGAUAAUCUCGAUAAUCUAUAGUAGAAAAAUCCGUACUACUAAAUACUAAAUUAAUACUCAAACUGUACUAUUUAUUGUUUAGUUGCAUUUGUAACAUCUACCUAUGUGAUGUGUAUACGAUGUAAAAUAUUGUCUGUACAAAUUGAUAACUAGAUAUCAUUAACUAAGGAUAAAAAUCAGUGUGAUGUAAUUGAACAAUUUCUCUCGAGUCUGUAGAUGUAGCUUGAUCUGCGUGAUGGUUUAGUUCA